AUGAAACAGUUAAAAAAUGAUAAUAUUAUCGAUGAAAGUGGUUGUUUAAUUUUUGCCAAUCAAUGUUUACAAGAAUUGUACAAUAAAAAGGAACAUUAUCGACACGAAUUAAAUGUCAAGACCACUCGUUUAUCUGGUUAUAACUGUAGCAUGGAAUAUACUAUUAAAAAAUUUGUACAACAAGGACUUCAAUCUUUACAUAUUGAAAUCAAUGAACAUAUUGCCACGGUUCAAUAUCAUUAUACCAAUAUAAUAAUUCAACAAACUUAUUUUGCUCAAAAUCCUAAUACAAAUCAAAUACAAUCUUCGCUCUUAAUCAUAUAA
Messenger RNA from Rotaria sordida, 324 nucleotides. Lineage: Eukaryota; Metazoa; Rotifera; Eurotatoria; Philodinida; Philodinidae. The record is from the annotation of a GenBank genome assembly.